GUCAGUCAGUCUUUAAAACAAAGUCGGUAAUAGUUGAAAUUGCGGUCGAUGGCGAAUUACCACGGAAGUGUAUAAAAAACAAGAACAACAAUUUUCCAUUAAUUUUAUUUGUCAACAAAUACAAUUUUUUAAAUUGUUUGCAACAAAAUUAACAUAAAUAUAAAAUUAGGAAAAUUUAGACUUUGACCGUUAUGCGAGUUCCCGAUAUAUCUGCCACAGCUGGUUACGCUGCAACUGUAUUCAAUCCACUUAAUAACCAACGAGAAAAUCACAGCACAAAUUCCCUGCUUUUAACAGCACUUGGAUCAGGGCACAAUAAAUUCGACAAUACACCGAUAACGGGAACACCCAAUAAUUUUUUUAGGGAGACAACAUCAACCACUCCAACUGCUAAUACAGUAGUUGCCUCAGCAGCAAACGCAACGACUGCAGCAACGACAACGAUAACAAAUUAUGCCUCUUCGGCAGAUGAAUUUAUACAGAAAGCUUUGAAUUCCACACCUACAGAAUAUUCUCCACCAAUAUUGAAUCAUUUAAAUGAUAAUAACAUUGUACCACACUACUGUUGCGGAGCACUACCCAAAACACUUGUAAAUCCAUUCGAAGAUUGUUACGACAAAGACGCCAACAAUACUGGAAACACUUACAAAAGUUUCAAGGAAAUAUUUAACACGAAUAAAAGCUUUUAUGAGGAUUGUGUAAGAGAUUUUGAAAAUAUUAAUUUAUUAAAAAAUGGUUCGGAUGAUCAUGUGACUGAUACCGAUUUGGAUCCCAUUGAAUUAAUUAAUUCGCGCGAAACUCCUAAUAGCAAUAACGAUUGUGGUGGAAAACACAUUUGUACGAAUCCAUUUGAUGUGGCUUUUAGUCAAUACAAUGCUGCACAUUGUAAAAAGAUUGAAAAGGAGAAUUUAGAACAAAUUGAUAAUAAAUCAGAAGAUCUAUUAGAAACGGAAAAAGUUGAGAGUGGUUUUGAACCAGACGAUAAUGAUUAUGAUGAUCAUUCCAUGAUCGAUUUGUGCAGUGAUACUAAAUCAAUUUAUGACAGUGAUGAAAAAGAGGAUGACUUUUUGACAUCAGCUUCAUCAUCUAGCGGCUCCUUACACACACCAAAGCACUCAUUUUUUCCCAGAGGUAUAAUUAAUCCUAACUAUCCGGGUUUUCAACAUUUAGCUCACACCCUCUCAGAACAUUUUAUUACUAGUUCACCCUCCGAUUCCUACGAGAGCGAUAUGUCCGAGUAUGAAAUGGAACUAAGCGCCGACAGUUUCGAAAGUCUCAACGAGGAAAAAUCCCAAAUACAAUUGAACACCUACAACAAUAACACUCCCGAAAAGAUUAUGAAUCCUAGUGAACAGCGGAAUAAUUUGGAUUUCAUAGAAAAUGCCGAGGCAGAAGAUGAUAUUUAUCUAAUGGAAUGCAGUAAGGGUCAUAGACCCUCUCUCGAUGAAGAUACCAAUCGCAAUAGUAACCCUAACCAUCAGCCAUUUAAUAUUGCCGAUUUGCAAGAUCAUUUGAAAAAUACGCUCACUCUGUUGGAGAAGCAAGAGUGUGCCCUACAAAACCACAAUAAUAUGCCACCAGUUUCUAUUACACCGGAUAUUUUAAUUAAGAAUUAUAAUCUGCACGUGCAACCGUUAAAUAAAAAAGAAAAUCGACCUGAUCUACUAAGAGGCGUAAGUCCUCAUCUUGUUCCCGAAAGAAAAUAUCAUGAAGCUAAGAAUGCAAAUUUGAAAUUGGAUAAGCCACACGGGGUUAAUUGUUAUGGCAUGCGUAGUAAUGAAAUUAAAGAUGAAAUGUCUUUCGGUUUAACACCCGUCGAUAUAAUUGGCGAUUUUGGUCAAGAAGUGGAAAGAGAAUUUGGUUUAUUGGUUAGUGGCUAUAGACGUUUAGUUGAUACUCAAGAUAUGAUGCCAUUACCUAUGGAGGAAGGAGAAAAGAUUUCCGAUGCAGUUUUAUCGGUAGCCAAAGAUCAAAUCGAUACUAAUAAAUAUUUGGAGGCCUUGAAUAAACAACAAACCGAGAAUGAAGAUGCCGAUAAAAUAUCCCCUGAGUUAGCUGAUGAUAAUGCUGUUGAUUUACCAUUGUCCGCAAAUAAUUCUCCUCAAAACACCCUUACUAAAGUUCAUAUGCAAACCAAUUCAAGUCCUCAACCAUCUCCCAAGUCCGAUACACGCUCGAAACCCAAAUAUCAAAAAUCUUCCUAUGACGACCGACAACUACCCCCCGUAGCAAUUGAGUACAAACGUUGCCAACAGACAUCUCGCUCUAAUAAGAAAUCCCAAUCAAAUCACAUUGAGAAAUCGGCUAAAGUAGUUAAAAGUAACCAUUCGAAACCGAGUAUUGCAAGUCGCUUAUUUCAUCCUAAACGUAAUAGUAAUAAAUCCGAUGGUAUUUCGAGUCGAAAGCGGGAGGAAGCUGAAUUGAAUCAAUAUCAACAAUUGAUCAGUGACAAAGAACAAAUUCUAAGCAAUAGUAAAUAUGCAAAAUUAUCAUCAUGGGCUCAGUAUCUUAAGAAUUCGGUUAAUGAACGUGGUUCACGCGGUAGUACAGAUUUAAUAUCACCAAGUGCAUUGGAACUCUUUGACGCUUAUAAAAUUGGCACGGAAGUUGACAUGGAACAAUUGCAGCAACAUUUAAAAAUGGCCAAGGAAAUUGAAAAGAAGAGACGCAGUGAUCGUGAGGAAAUUCGACGACGUUUGGCCAUGGGUGCUGAGGAGAAUUGCAAUGAACAGCAACAGCAUACACAACCAGAACGUAACUUAUGGAAACCCAGUAUACAAUCACGCUUGCAAAGUGAUUUUACUCGGAUUACAGAAAUAUCAUCUGAUACCGAAAGUCAUAGUUCCGAUUCGGAAACAUGUCCGAAACUAUCCAAAUCUAAAUCACAAGUUGGCGUAUUUCCAUUUAAUGGCAGCCAAAUAUCAAUAACCGAUAAUCAACAAUUGCAUCCAUAUCAUGGACGACCCCUUUCAGUCAGCUGUUCGAAUGCCUCAAAUUUGAACAAUAACAAUACAACAACAAAAACACUAACCACACAACAGCAACAAUUGCAACAACAACUAAGCGAAACAUUUAGCAAUGAAGACAGAGAAUGUGAUUUCUUUACAAAACAAGCUAAACUACAGAUUGAGGCCCGUAUGGCUUUGUCACAGGCCAAAGAAAUGGCCCACAUGCAAAUGGAGAUUGAGCGUCAAAAUCAACGAGUCUCUCCCAUAACAGCCAUAAUACGUGAUUCUUUAGAUAAAGUUGGUGUACAAAUAAAACCGGACAAACGUCGUUUAUCGCGACAAUUAUUAACCGAUAUGAAUAUAGCACAAUUACAGAUUUUAGUCAAUAAUCUUCAUACACGCAUUGAAGAGUUAAACGAAUCACUUGUUAAUUAUCUAAUGGAACGUGAUGAUUUACAUGACAGUCAAGAUACCAUGCUCGUAGAUAUUGAGGAACUCACUCGUUAUAUAGGAGCAAAAGAACAUAUCGCCCAGCAAGAGCGGAUAUCAUCAUCUGUAAACAAAUGUUCAAAGUAGAUUAUUAUAGAUUCACACACAAAAAUCCUUGGAAAACAAACAAAUAUUUAUUCAAAAAGCAAAUGAGAAAACAAAAGAGAAAC
Molecule: messenger RNA, 3607 nt
Organism: Lucilia sericata (common green bottle fly)
Lineage: Eukaryota; Metazoa; Arthropoda; Insecta; Diptera; Calliphoridae
Gene: Schip1
Product: schwannomin-interacting protein 1 homolog
Exons: 10
Coding region: 192-3524 (1110 amino acids)
Biological process (GO): positive regulation of hippo signaling
Cellular component (GO): plasma membrane; cell junction
Source: RefSeq, a predicted model, not a curated record